Messenger RNA from Microbotryum saponariae, 784 nucleotides. The record is from the annotation of a GenBank genome assembly. Lineage: Eukaryota; Fungi; Basidiomycota; Microbotryomycetes; Microbotryales; Microbotryaceae.
AUGUACCAUGCUGCUCCUGUGGUCGCGUUUGGCCGCGCUCGCUCUCGCCGCGAUGGGUGGCCCCGUCUCGGCCUCGCCCCUGAAGGCCCGCGACAACGGCCUGAGCAUCGCGCCCGCCUCUCGCACCGAACAAGUCACCAACUUCAACAAGCGAAACAUCUCCGUUCCACCCACCCUCAACUCCAUUCACUCCUCGAUUCUGAUCAGAGACGUCUCCGAUUCCACCGGUCCCGCCUCUCACCCCCCGCCCCGCCCUCCCGCCAUCAAACUUCUUUCGAUAGGCAAAACGUACCACCCGGGCGACAUGGUCCCUUUCAAGUGGGACCUGCCUGUAUCUCUAAAACAAGCCGAUCUCUGGAUAGCUUACUACGGGGCUGUAACUCGAUACCUGGUGAGCUUCUUUCGAUGCUUCCCAGACAAGGUCGAAGGCGGCUGCGACCCCUGACCAAAGGGGAAAUCCAAUGUCCGACUUGAUGCUAUUCGGACUUGAUGCGGACUUCAUGCUACAGUGUGGUACAAUUUCGGCAUCUCGCUCACCACUGGACGCGGCGGCUUGGUUCUUCCGGCCGCCGACGCCAUACCCUGGAAGGACGUUACCGGUCACGAAGGAGUACAAGCAAGUCUCGGCGUAUGUACCUCCAACCUUCUUUUCUAUCGAGAUUUGAUCAAUUGAGAGCUUAUCUCCCACAAAUACCUUUACUUCAUCUUCUCACCGAGUCAGUACAGCUAUGAUGCCAGAGUAUACGGGGCAGCCUCCCAAUCCUUCAUCAUCCAGAACAAGUAG